Molecule: messenger RNA, 1824 nt
Organism: Morus notabilis
Lineage: Eukaryota; Viridiplantae; Streptophyta; Magnoliopsida; Rosales; Moraceae
Product: protein SENSITIVE TO PROTON RHIZOTOXICITY 1
Exons: 2
Coding region: 163-1719 (518 amino acids)
Biological process (GO): response to aluminum ion; response to acidic pH
Source: RefSeq, a predicted model, not a curated record
CAUCUUUCUUUUCUUCUCCAUCUCUCUCUCGCUCUCUCUCUCUCAAAGCAUGAACCAGCCAACUCAGAGGAGACAGACGGAGAGCAUCUGAACAGUCUUGAAUCCUCUUUAGUAGUUAGCAUUAGGUCUUGAUACUUUGAGGUAAGCACAAAAGGGGUCAGAAUGGAUCUUGAAGAGGCAGACCAGUGGGCAAAUUGUUCUUCAAAGAAAGAGCUUUCAUCAUCUUAUUCCAACUUCGAUUCACGGCAGCUCCAACAGCAGAAGUGGGAUGAUUCUUCCAUUCUAGACUACGACAUCGGGAUCGAACAGUCUUUCCAAGAGUUUAAUCAGCCUUCUGCUGCAACAAUUCCUCUAAACCCCAAUGACCAAGCUAAAAUCUUGGGUCAAGGAGAUGUUCCAAUGCUUGAUGCAAUCCGGGCUAAUAAAAUCCCAGACUGGGAUGCGCGGACAAUGCUGAACAAUCUCUCUUUCCUGGAGGAAAAAAUCCAUCAGCUCCAGGAUUUAGUGCAUUUUAUUGUUGGAAGGAGAAGUCAAGUUCUGGGACGACCGGAUGAUCUUGUUGCCCAGCAACAGCAGCUCGUAACGGCUGACAUUACUUCAAUUAUCUCUCAGUUGAUCACCACUGCAGGUAGUCUUCUUCCAUCCUUGAAGCAUGCCGUUUCUGACGCUGCUCCUUCUGUGGGACAGCUUUUGCAGCCUGGAGGGGUCGACCUUUCUCCCGUGCUUGCCAUGAAUGGCAGUGUGCAGCCACAAAACGAUGGUAGAAGCAAAAUUCCUGAUGAGUCGAAUAAGACUGAUAUAACUGCCCAUUAUGGGGGUGAGCAGAACAACAACUUCGACGAACAUGAACUGAAAGACGAGGAGGAUGUUGAUGAAGGCGAGCAUCUUCCACCUGGUACCUAUGAGAUCUUGCAAUUAGAGAAGGAAGAAAUCCUGGCACCUCACACUCACUUCUGCGCGAUAUGCGGGAAGGGAUUCAAGAGGGAUGCGAAUUUGAGGAUGCACAUGAGAGGUCAUGGCGACGAGUACAAAACCCCCGCAGCACUUGCUAAGCCACACAAGGAAUCCGGCUCUGAGCCCAUGGUUAUCAAGAGGUACUCAUGUCCUUAUGCUGGCUGCAAGAGGAACAAAGACCACAAGAAAUUUCAACCCUUGAAGACUAUUCUGUGUGUCAAGAAUCACUACAAGAGAACCCACUGUGACAAGAGUUACACUUGCAGCAGAUGCCACACGAAGAAAUUCUCGGUCAUCGCAGAUCUCAAGACUCACGAGAAGCAUUGUGGCAAGGACAAGUGGCUUUGUUCAUGCGGCACAACCUUCUCGAGGAAAGACAAGCUUUUCGGGCAUAUUGCUCUCUUCCAAGGCCACACUCCAGCCAUACCUGUCGACGAGACCAAAGGAAGCGCCGUGCCAGCUGAUUAUGUGACGGAAAUCGAAGCGGGGAACAAGAGUUCUGUGAGCUCUACAAACUUCAAUUUUCCCUCCGAUUCUCAAGGGGAAAAUGCAGCUCCGAAUAUUGUAGAUGUUAAAGGAAACCUUGAUGACCCCGCUGCUUAUUUCUCACCAAUGAACUUUGAGACAUGUAACUUUGGGGGGUUUCAUGAAUUCCCUCGACCACCAUUUGAAGAUUCAGAGAGUUCAUUCUCUUUUCUUCUUUCAGCGUCUUGUAAUUACCCCCAGAAAACUGGAGAGGACUCCAAUUCUAAUAAUCUGGAGUAAUGUCGUUUGGUUUAUAUUUUUAGCUCAUCAGGGGUCAAUAUUCAUAAUAUCUGUAACAAUUAUGGGGUCAUCUAUCUUGUAAUUUCUUUUAAUUUAAUAAAAUAU